UGCUUUAUUAUUUUAUUUUUUAGCAUCACUUAACAUAAAUUUAAGUAUUAAUUAGUACAAUUAUGUUGCUAAUUGAAAAAUUGGUACAUAACAUAAGUUGGGGGAUCUCCUUUCGAAGUUUAAAUACAUCUGCACUACUGUGCGGAAUCAAUAAAUACACUACACCGACGAGAGAUUUUAUAGUAAACAAUGAUAUUCUAAAGGAAAUCAUUAAUUCAAAAAAGGAAAUCAUUGGCUUAAAAGAAAAGGAGAAGCUAGAAGUUGUUUAUACAAACAAAAAUCCUCGUCACAUGGAACUUAUGGGAUUCAAUAAACCUUCUGGAUUUUCAACACUAUAUGAUCAUCGAAAUUUUUACAAUAAACUAAACUUAGAGAUAACAAAUCGACACACUAAUGCUUUUGUUGAAAACAUUAAUGGGGAAAUUUUAUGCUAUGCAUCCACUUGCGAGCCUUACAUAAGAGCAAGGCUACACAACACAACUGAUGUAAUGGCUGUUGUAAAUGUUGCACGAAUUUUAGCUGAAAGAUGCAAGCAAACUGGAAUAGUGCGUGUUCUAUGGAGAACACGUUUAGACCGAACCACUGAGAAAAUUAGGGAGUUUGAGGGUAUUUUGAUCAAUAAUGGAAUUAUUCUUUCUGAGCCUGCUACAAAAGUGCUUCAGGGGCCGUCUCAAACGCUACCUCCGCCUCGUCCUAAAAGAGUUAUACCAAGGAUUAUGAAUAACAGUCAAAGAAGAAAAGGAACAAUAUAUAGAAAAGAUAAAAAAGGUUUUAUUAAUGAAGUUUGUUUAGAUGGUUAAAUAAAUUUGUAAAUAUUUAUUAAACAUCUUGUAAUGUAAUAACUUUCAAAAGUUUCUUUCAAAA
Hydra vulgaris (swiftwater hydra) is the source of this 864-nucleotide messenger RNA. Its product is annotated as large ribosomal subunit protein uL18m. Gene Ontology annotation, biological process: translation. The record is from RefSeq and is a predicted model, not a curated record. NCBI's taxonomy places the organism in Eukaryota, Metazoa, Cnidaria, Hydrozoa, Anthoathecata, Hydridae. Gene Ontology annotation, molecular function: structural constituent of ribosome; 5S rRNA binding. Gene Ontology annotation, cellular component: ribosome; mitochondrion.